Parnassius mnemosyne (clouded apollo) is the source of this 2040-nucleotide messenger RNA. The record is from the annotation of a GenBank genome assembly. Lineage: Eukaryota; Metazoa; Arthropoda; Insecta; Lepidoptera; Papilionidae.
AUGGCUCGACUGGUGUUGUGCACGUUAGCACUGCUUGCAACAAGCGGGCUUGCGGAUCCUAUCAAAAAGAUUCCGCAGAAAGUUGCUGAUCCCGAAUUUGUGCAACAUCAGGUGGAUAUAUGGCACUUAUUCUACCACGUUCACGAACCCAUUCACCAGCCAGAACUGCAAGUGAUUGUGAACACCUGGGACCUUGAGAAGAAUAUUGAUCACUAUACUAAUGUCACAGCUGUGAAAUUGUACGCAGAAUUAAUUGAAAAAGACCUGCUGCUGCCUCGUAGUGUGCCAUUCUCUGUUUUGGAGUACUCGCACAGAUUUGAGGCUAAAGUCUUGUACGAUGUUUUCUACUCAGCGAAAGAUUUCAGCACACUUUAUAAAACAGCUGUAUACCUAAGGAACAAGGUCAAUGAAGGUCUUUUCGUCUACGUCUUAAGCGUCGUAUUGUUACACCGUCCGGACACGCAAGGCAUAGUAAUUCCACCAAUUUUUGAAGUUUUCCCUUCAUACUUCCAUAAUGCUGAAAUCAUGACCACCGCCCAGAGAAUAAACACACACGGCAAGCGAAUGAUUGAACAUUAUCCAUCAACUUAUGUGUGGGAUGACAAUGUUGUGAUUAGGUGGAACAGCACUACAUGGCCCUACUUCUAUAACGACGUUCUCACCUAUUUCACACAUGAUGUUACCCUGAACGCAAUUUACUACAACUUUCACCUGAUGUAUCCAUCUUGGCUUGGAAACGAAGCCACGCCCUUAGUGAAGGACAGACGCGGUGAAUAUUUCUGGUUUUACCAUAAACAAAUGCUGGCUCGUUACUACAUGGAAAGACUGUCCAACGGUCUUGGGGAAAUUCCUGAAUUAGGUCUUGACGUAGUUCAACAAGGAUACGUGCCAGAUAUUUCGUACUUUAAUGGUAUUCAAUUCCCAGUAAGGCCAAACCACUUCAGUCUGGACCAGCCACAGUUUGUUGAUGCCAUAACAAAGAUUACGGAUUACGAGCACCGUGUCCGCGAAGCUAUCGACCAAGGUUACGUCCUCAAUCACAUGGGUGAACAUAUUAACCUUCGAACUCCAGAAGCAAUUGAUGUUCUCGGUCGGUUAGUGGAAGCUAAUGUUGAUUCUCCCAACCCAUAUUACUACAAGGACUUUAUCAGCAUUUGGAAGACUGUUCUCGGAAACACUGUUGGGCAUAGGCGUCAAUAUCAUAAUGGAUUGGUACCGUUGGUGGUUCCGUCAGUUUUGGAACACUACCAGACUGCUUCAAGGGACCCUGCAUUCUUUAUGAUUUAUAAACGUGUAUUGGGACUGUUCACGUCUUGGCAGAAAUAUCUUCCUGCUUACAAGCAUGAAGAACUGGCACUACCAUCAGUUGUUAUUAAGAGCAAGGAAGUAGUCGAUGAUGUCAGAGUAUUGGUUCAGCGUCCACAACUCAACCACAAGGUGUUCACUGUUCGUGUUAAUGUUAAGAGUGAUGUCGCGAAAACUGUCGCUGUGAAAUUCUUCCUGGCACCCAAGUAUGACAGCAAGGGCUAUGAAAUACCUCUUCACGUUAACACUGAAAACUUCUUCUUGUUCGAUCAAUUCUUGUAUGACUUGCCCGUUGGAGAGUGUGUUAUCAAACGUGAGUCGACAGAAAAUUUGUUCACAUCUAAGGGAUGGUCGUCAGCGUACGAAGUUUACGAAAAGGCCUACAACGCAGUGCAUGGCAAAGGACAGUUCGUUCUUGAUCAGACACAUAGAAUUGAUGUAAUCCCCGAUCAUCUUAUACUUCCCAAAGGUCGCGUUGGAGGAAUGCCGUUCGUUCUCUUGGUGUACAUCUCUGAAUAUCAUCCCGCAAAGGUACCAUAUGGCAGCAACUUCGACCCUGCUGUCUCUCUAGGUCUUGGCUCUGGCGCUCGCUACUUGUCUGACGAGCCUUUGGGAUUCCCUCUAAACCGACCUUUGUACCAAUGGCAAGUUGAUGAUAUUCACAACAUAUACUUGCAAGACGUUCACAUCACUCACAAACCUGUGCCUGAAGUUGUUGUUCCUCACGUGGCGUAA